Schistosoma spindalis is the source of this 2973-nucleotide messenger RNA. NCBI's taxonomy places the organism in Eukaryota, Metazoa, Platyhelminthes, Trematoda, Strigeidida, Schistosomatidae. The record is from the annotation of a GenBank genome assembly.
AGCAGAGCCAAGUCUGAACGUCUAGUCAUUGAUGUAUGAACUGCUUGAGUACGAGGCUUCUAUUCUUGUCGACAUCCACCACGAGAGCUCAUUGCUGGUGGUUGCUGAUGGUCUGGGAAUGGAUACAAUUAUUUAUAACACACUAAGGUUACAUUCAGAUCCUCACAACUUAGUGCUUGUUUCGAACUAUCGUCUUCCAGAAGCUCGUUUUCUAACAGGUAUACUGGAAAAGAAUGGAAUAAUCCACUCCCCCGGAAUAAUUACUGCCGAGGUAAAUAACAAGGAACGUGAAGCAAUUUACAAGCGAGGUGGUGUGGUAUUUGUCAGUUCUCGCAUAUUAGUUGUGGACUUACUGAUGGAAAGAAUGCCUGCCUCUUUGGUUUCCGGUGUCGUAAUUCUUCGGGCACAUGAGCUGCACGAGGCAUGUCAAGACAGUUUCGUUAUUCAGCUUCUCAGAGAACGCAAUCCCCAGUUGUUUAUCAAGGCUUUCAGUGAUAAUUCAUUGUCUUUGACUUCUGGUUACAAUCAUGCAGAAAGGAUUAUGUUGCAGCUUGGUAUUUCAAAGCUUGUUCUUUGGCCAAGAUUCAAUAUGCAGGUUGUUUCUUGUCUAAAUGAAAGCCAACCCGAUGUGGAAGAAGUUCGUGUAAAGUUGACUUCAGAAAUGAUUAUUUGUCAGUCGUGUAUACUUGAUCUUAUGAAGGCAUCAUUGAAAGAAUUAUGCGAUCAAAAUCCAACACUAAAUACGGACGAUCUUACCUUAGAAAAAGCUCUGUUACCGAAUUUCGACAGUCUUGUCUCGUUAUACGUUGACCCUGUAUGGAAUCAGCUCAGUUCAGUCAGUCGACGUCUUAUCGGAGAUAUUUCAAGCUUGAGGCGUUUACUCCACUUAUUGAUUGAAGGAGAUGCUGUCAACUUUUUAACCAAUAUUGAAGGUUUACGUCAAGCAGCUUUAGCAAGUUUAGGCGUAACUCAAAAGAGUGAAAUAAAUUCAAGAAGGGCUGCUUCAAGUUGUCCUAGUUGGUUUUUAAUGGACCAAGCUGAUCGUCUUUUGGCGUCUGCAAGGUCUCGUGUAUAUGCUGAUUACAGUAAAAAAUUAUUAAAUGUUGAGAUUAGUCCAAAAUGGAAAGCACUUGUUGAACUACUAAAAGAAAUCUAUACCAACACAACUGAUCAAACAUUAAAUAAUACCAUAUUAAUCCUUGUCAGUCGUGAAAAUACAUCAAGGUAUCUUGAACGCUAUUUACAACGUGGAAUACAAUCUAUUAAGAAGUUUCUUGUUCAAAAUUCAGAUCUACCUGAAUUACAGACACAUAAAAUAGUACAGAAGUCUCCCAAAUUAAUGAAUCCGAAAUCUUCUGGAGAAUCAUCCGUAACUACUCUAACACAAAUUUGCAAAAAAUAUAAAUUUGAUGAAUUAUGUGAAGAUAAUGAUGACAGUUCAUCCUCAUCAGAGGAAAAUUGUAAAAUGGAUAAUACUGAACGAAUCACUAACAAUAAUAAUCGUUUGCCUUUAGGAUGUCAUGAAGUUAGCAUUCAUCCUAGUUUAUUAAUUUCAUCCAAUACAAAGAUGUCUAAUUCACUUAAAAUUAUUAUACGUGUAGCACCAACCUUUUCAGGUGAUGAAAAUAGUCAGUUUUAUGGGUCAGCAAAAGAUUACCAAGAUGAGUCCAAUUUAUUUGUACAACAAUAUGGUUAUCGAUUACCAUAUAUUUUAGAUGUACUUCAACCUAGUUAUGUGAUAUUAUACGAACCUAAAGUAUCAUGGGUCAGAGAAUUAGAAGUGUACAAUGCACGUCUUCUAAUUCAACAUUUGUCAAAAAGUGACUCUUCAAGUAACAUCAGAGAGCUUAAUAAUUCUUUACCUUCAUUAAAAAUAUAUUUUGUACUAUAUGAAGAUUCCGUUGAAGAACAACGAUAUUUAACAAGUUUACGUAAAGAAAAAGAAGCAUUUGAAUCUCUUAUUCAGCUAAGUAGCACUAUUGUUAUACCAAAAGAUACAACGAUACCAUAUGGAAAAUUAAACCUAGAUGAUAAUCAAGCAGUGUCUCGUGUAAUUGUAGAUAUGCGUGAAUUUCGUAGUGAGCUACCAGCACUUUUACACAGAAAAGGAUUAAAAGUAGAACCAAUGACUUUAAGUAUUGCAGAUUAUAUUCUGGCUCCGCAUUUAUGUGUUGAAAGAAAAUCUGUUAGUGAUCUCAUUGGUUCUCUUAACUCUGGACGACUAUAUCAUCAAGCUACUGCAAUGUCACGUCAUUAUGCAAGUCCAGUUCUCCUAAUUGAAUUUUCUAUACAUAAUAAAGUUCCUAGUUUAAAUCAUGGGAGUACAAGAGGAUUUCAUGGAAGUGAAGCAGUUGGUUUUACCUUGUACACUGGGCGACAUGCAAUUAACCCUAGUUCAGAGUUCAAUUCCCAUCAUCUUCUAUCUAAACUUGUUUUGCUCACUAUUCACUUUCCUAAUCUACGAAUAUUUUGGAGCAUGACUCCCUAUUGUACUGCAGAAUUGUUUGCAGAGAUCAAACUUGGUCGACCAGAACCAAGUGUUGAAAAACUUCCUCAGGAUGGCGACCAUUUAGAGGAUCAUAAUGUUGAGGCUGUUGACAUGCUAUUAAAAUUACCAGGUGUAUCAUGGAAAAAUUAUCGGCGCAUAAUGAGUCAUAUCUCUUCUUUAUACGAUUUGGUUAACUGCAGUAUGGAAAGGUUAGCAGAAAUUUUGGAUAGUAGUGAAUCUGCUGUUAAACUGCACAAUUUCCUCCAUUCCAAAUGUAGUGGUUUAGUUUCGAAUGCCUCGACAGAUAUUGCUGAUGAGUCAUUCAAGUAUCAAAACAGACGUAAAGCCAGACUAAAUUUAUCGGCUAGUGUAAGAACACGUCGUGGGAAAGGUUGUGGGUCUAUCAAAAUGUAGCUCGACAUAAUUAAUGAUAAUAAAUAUUUUUAACAAUCUUGUACAUAAAAUAAAAUUUAGGUCUAUUCUAA